Anopheles gambiae (African malaria mosquito) is the source of this 931-nucleotide messenger RNA. RefSeq names its product trypsin-1-like. NCBI's taxonomy places the organism in Eukaryota, Metazoa, Arthropoda, Insecta, Diptera, Culicidae. Bases 58 to 804 code for a protein of 248 amino acids. The record is from RefSeq and is a predicted model, not a curated record. The transcript has a single exon. Gene Ontology annotation, biological process: proteolysis. Gene Ontology annotation, molecular function: serine-type endopeptidase activity.
GGAUCUCACUACGAAUGUGAGUGUUUUCGUUCGGUUCGCGUGCAAGAGUUGGUUAAAAUGCGACCCCUCUUUUUUGCAACUUUACUGUGCCUUGCCGCCUUUGCAAAGGGCCAGCAAAUCGGGGGCACCGAUGUGUCAAUCGCCCAGUACCCGUUUGUGGCCGGUAUUCUGCUCCAGCGAUCGACUAUCAUCGGUAAUGGUGCGAUUCUUUCACCGAACUGGGUGCUUACCUCUGCCAGUGCCGUCUAUAGCACGCCGGACAGUGACUACAGCAUUGCGACGGGUUCGGAGGAACUCUUCACUCCUGCCGCACAGUACCAGGUGCAGCGCAUUUUCCGCCAUCCCGAGUUUGUCGGUUGGGAUUACAACGUAGCGCUGGUAAAGGUGAGCGGUAAGAUAGUGUUCGGUGACACGGUGCAGCCCAUUGCGAUCGCCACGACCGACCCCGAAACGGUCAACGAUGCUACGAUGCUGUCGUAUGGUAAGAACGAAGACGGCACGUCCCAUCUGCGCAGCGCGACCUACACGCUCAUCUCGGACAACGACGACUGUGUGCCGCUGCUGCAGGAGUACCAGGCGAAGGAGGUGAUCUGGCAGCAUCAUGGAUUCUGCCUGAUUCCACCCCCGGGCACGCAGCAGGGCCAGUGGUACAAUGAUGCAGGGGCACCGCUCGUGGCCGACGGUCAGCUGUACGCCGUGUUUGCCUUUGCCGAGAACGAGGGUGGUACGAACGAGGGUUCCGUGGCGACGCGGCUCACCAGCUUUGCGGGCUGGAUUCAAUCGAUCAUGUUUAGCAAUCGCUAAAUCGGUGGAACAGGUGAAGAUGAUGAUCGUGUCAGAGGCUUUGUAGGAUGUAGAAUGAUGUGUAAUUGAUGAGGUUUUGUUAAAGUUGAGUUGUUAAUAAAUACUUUAACAAUAGGACUCCACAUUA